Cucurbita maxima (winter squash) is the source of this 3210-nucleotide messenger RNA. Its product is annotated as eukaryotic translation initiation factor 3 subunit C-like. The transcript is spliced from 4 exons. Gene Ontology annotation, molecular function: translation initiation factor binding; translation initiation factor activity; RNA binding. Lineage: Eukaryota; Viridiplantae; Streptophyta; Magnoliopsida; Cucurbitales; Cucurbitaceae. The record is from RefSeq and is a predicted model, not a curated record. Gene Ontology annotation, cellular component: eukaryotic translation initiation factor 3 complex. The coding region runs from base 192 to 3008 and encodes 938 amino acids. Gene Ontology annotation, biological process: translational initiation.
CCCUAAUCGGUAUAUUACCCUCUUCCUCUGCGAGUUUGCAGAACCUAUUCCCCACUUUCGGGCUCUCUUGUAUCUUGCCGCCGCUCGUCUCUACCGCCAAUCCGCCUCUUUGGUUUACUCUAAUUCGUAGCGUGCGAAAGAGCUCCAGAGUUUUUUAGAUCCGUGUUCUGUGAUCAACUUCGAGAGAGAGAAUGGCUUCUCGUUUCUGGACACAGGGUGGUGGCAGUGGUUCUGACUCUGAAGCGGAGGAGAGUGACUAUGAUGAAGAGAAUGACGAUAUUCAGGUUGAUCUUGGGUCUCAACAGAACAGAAGCAGAUAUUUGCAAGGGAAUGCCAGUGACAGUGAGGAUUCUGAGGACAAGAAGCGUACUGUCAGGUCGGCUAAAGAUAAGCGUUUUGAGGAGAUGUCUGCCACUGUCGAUCAAAUGAAAAAUGCAAUGAAGAUCAAUGACUGGGUAAGCCUACAGGAGAAUUUUGAUAAGAUCAAUAAGCAGCUUGAGAAAGUCAUGCGUGUUACUGAGUCUGAGAAAGUGCCGACUCUUUAUAUUAAAGCACUUGUGAUGCUAGAGGACUUUCUAAAUCAAGCCAUGGCCAAUAAGGAAGCUAAGAAAAAAAUGAGUACUAGCAAUGCUAAGGCCUUGAACUCAAUGAAACAGAAGCUAAAGAAGAACAAUAAGCAAUAUGAAGAGGUAAUUACCAAGUAUAGGGAAAAUCCUGAGGUUGAAGAAGAAGAAAAGGACGAUGAGUUGGAGACAGAGGAGGAGGAAGAUUCUGAUUCUGAAAUUGAGGAUCCUUCUAAAAUCAUGUCAGGUACAGAAGAUGAAGAGGAUGAGGAAGAAGGCCCAGAUGAUGAUCCAACGGGUCCCUGGCAGAAGAAGUUGAGCAAAAAAGAUAAGCUCAUGGAUAAGCAAUUUAUGAAGGAUCCUAGUGAGAUCACAUGGGACACCGUGAACAAGAAAUUUAAGGAAGUUGUGGCUGCUCGGGGUAGGAAGGGAACUGGAAGAUUUGAGCAGGUUGAGCAGCUUACAUUCUUAACAAAAGUUGCUAAGACCCCUGCACAAAAGCUUGAGAUUUUGUUCAGUGUUAUAUCUGCUCAAUUUGAUGUUAAUCCAGGUCUCAGUGGGCACAUGCCUAUCAGUGUGUGGAAGAAGUGUGUGCAAAACAUGCUUUCUAUAGUUGAUAUUCUUGUGCAGAAUUCUAACAUUGUUGUGGAUGAUAUGGUCGAACCUGAUGAGAAUGAAAGCCAGAAGCCAGCAGACUACAAGGGAACUAUUCGUGUUUGGGGUAACCUGGUUGCUUUUGUUGAGAAGAUUGAAACUGAGUUUUUUAAGAGUUUGCAGUGUAUUGAUCCACAUACACGUGAGUAUGUUGAAAGACUCAGAGAUGAGCCAAUGUUCAUGGUUCUUGCUCAGAAUGUCCAAGAAUAUUUGGAACGAGUUGGGGAUUACAAAGCAGCUUCCAAAGUUGCCCUGAGGCGUGUUGAGCAGAUCUAUUACAAACCACAAGAGGUUUAUGAUGCCAUGAGAAAGCUUGCAGAACUGUCUGAAGAUGGAGAUAGUGGAGAUGCAAGUGAGGAGGCUAAAGUGGUAGAAGAGAGUAGGGGCCCUGCUGCAUUUAUUGUCACUCCAGAGGUUGUACCUCGUAAACCCACCUUUCCCGAGAGUAGUAGGGCUUUUAUGGACAUUCUGGUGACCCUCAUAUACCAAUACGGAGAUGAGCGCACUAAAGCACGAGCUAUGCUCUGCGAUAUUUAUCAGCAUGCUCUCUUGGAUGAAUUUUAUAUUUCUCGUGACUUAUUACUGAUGAGUCACUUACAGGAUAGUAUCCAACACUUGGACAUUUCAACACAGAUCCUUUUCAACAGGGCAAUGGCUCAACUUGGUUUAUGUGGAUUUCGGGUAGGCCUGAUUAAUGAAGGACAUGGCUGCCUUUCAGAAUUAUAUUCUGGUGGAAGGGUGAAGGAAUUGCUUGCACAAGGUGUCUCGCAAAGCCGAUAUCAUGAAAAGACUCCAGAACAGGAAAGACUUGAAAGAAGAAGGCAGAUGCCAUACCACAUGCACAUAAAUCUUGAGCUCCUGGAGGCUGUGCAUUUAAUAUGUGCUAUGCUGCUGGAAGUACCCAACAUGGCAGGCAAUGUUCACGAUGCAAAGCGCAAGGUUAUUAGUAAGAACUUUAGACGCUUACUUGAGGUGAGUGAGCGACAAACUUUUACUGGUCCUCCUGAGAAUGUCAGAGAUCAUGUAAUGGCUGCAACCCGUGCCCUUCGUAAGGGCGACUUCCAGAAGGCUUUUGAUGUCAUUGCAUCUCUAGAUGUAUGGAAACUACUUAGGAAUCGCGAAGAAGUUCUUGAAAUGGUUAAGGGAAAGAUCAAGGAGGAGGCUCUGAGGACUUACCUUCUCACGUACUCUUCGUCUUAUGAUUCUCUGAGUUCAGAACAACUCACCCGAAUGUUCGACCUUGCAGAGGGUCAAACACACAGUAUUGUGAGCAAGAUGAUGAUCAAUGAGGAGCUCCAUGCAAGUUGGGAUCAGCCAAGUGGGUGCGUCAUCUUCCACGACGUUACACACACCCGAUUACAGGGCCUGGCAUUCCAAUUGGCAGAUAAGUUGUCAAUCCUUGCUGAAACCAAUGAGAGGGCAGUUGAGGCAAGAAUAGGUGGAGGAUUAGAUUUGCCCAUGAGGCGAAGAGACAACCAAGAAUAUGCUGCUGGAGGAGCAGCAGGUGGGAAUAACAGGUGGCCAGAUAACAUGUCUUAUAAUCAAGGAAGGCAAGGUGGUAUUAGUUCGCGUGCAGGAUAUGGAGGUCGAGGCCAAGGUGGGGGCGGCGGAUAUUCUAGAGACCGGACGGGUCAGUCCCGAGGAGGAAACGCUGGAUACCAAAGCACCCGUUAUCAAGAUGCUGCUGCGUAUGGAUCGGGGAGGACUGCUUAUCAGUCUGGGUCGGUCCGAGGAUCCCAGAUGGAUACUUCAGCUCGGAUGGUCAGUCUGAACAAAGGGGUUCAUGCUUAAGCAGAAACAUUCAGAGUGUUAAUUGCUGUGUGAGGAUCGAACUUUGCCAGUAACUUUCAAUUUAAUAGCUUAUUGUCUGUUUAUGAACUGAGAUCCUAUUUAUCAACGUUUCCUAAGGAGAUUUUGUAUCCCUUUUUUUGUUGUUGUUAAACCUGAUGAGUAUAUUCGGGCGUUGGUUCUAAUGAGCUUCUAUUUUGAACUA